AGGGUUUGUUGAUACGGUUGAUUGCAAUCUGGAUUAUGGAGAGCUUCCCCAUGGGCCUUGUGGGGACGUCCGCAUCUCUAUAAGACCUCUCUGCCCAUCCAGAAUUUGUUCUAUUCUCAUCUCUCCACAUCGACACGGACAAAUAUCAACCAGAGCAACAUGUCGUCGUUACACGAUGAGAAGGUCAACGACCUCAAGGACUCCUCCGCUUUCCACGCCGAAGUUUUGGGCGACAAGGAAGUCUUGGGCAAUGCAUACGAAGCCGAAACUCGCGAGCAUGAGAUGGGCAUGUGGGAGGCUGUCAAAAGUUAUCCUUGGGCCUGUCUCUGGGCAUUCAUCAUGUGCUUUACUAUUGUCAUGGAAUCAUUCGACAUGUUCCUGAACGGUAACUUCGUUGCCCUCGGUGCUUUCCAGCAAAAGUACGGUGUUAUGGUUGCGGCUGGAGAGUUCUCAAUCCCUACCAAGUGGCAGAGCGCCCUUUUCCAAGCCGGUCAAUGUGGUGCCUUUGUUGGUGUCUUCCUCGCUGGACCUAUCACCAACCGUAUCGGUUACCGAUGGACUACCAUCCUGGGUCUGAUUCUCAUGAUUCUCACCAUCUUUGUCUCGUUCUUCGCCAACUCGCUCGCACUUCUUGUAGUCGGCCAAGCACUGGAGGGUAUUCCAUGGGGCUUCUUCAUCGCCAACUCUCCUGCAUAUGCGUCCGAAAUUGUACCCCUAGCGCUCCGUGGUGCCUGCACGGCUACUCUGCAGAUGUCAUGGUCAAUUGGUUCCAUCAUCGUCGCUGCCGCAACAUACUCUUACAACAAACGUAACGACGAGUGGGCUUGGAGAGUUCCUAUCGCCCUCCAAUGGAUCUUCCCUGUUCCUCUUUUGGUUCUCGUUUGGCUUUCACCUGAAUCUCCGUGGUGGCUUAUCAGACGCGGACGCAAGGAGGAAGCUCUUCGCUCAAUCAAGCGCCUUGGAAGCAAACGCGAGGGCAACAACGAGGAGACUCUUGCCAUGAUGGAGCGAACUGUUGAGAUCGAGGCUCAAGCUGGAGGCGCUCCCAAGCUCACUGACUUGUUUAAGGGCAACGAUCUCAGACGUACACUCAUCACCUGUUUCAUCUACAUGUCUCAGAACUUUGCUGGUAACCACUUGAAUAACAAAGCUCUAGAUCAAAGAUAUNGUCGCCGUACAAUUUACCUCUACGGCACUGCAUUCAACGCUACCAUGCUAUUCAUCCUCGGUGUCUGCGCUACUGUUAAGCAAACCAACGGUACCAACUAUGCUCAGGCCUGUCUCGGUAUUAUCAUCUCCUUCGUUUACGCUGGUACUCUCGGACCCAUCUCGUACUCUAUCAUCGCCGAGACUUCGUCCGUUCGUCUUCGUGCCCUGUCCACGGGUGUCGGUCGUGCCGCGUACUAUGUUGCUGAGAUUCCUAUGAUCUACCUGGCCUCAAAGCUCCUCAACCCUACCGGAUGGAACCUUGCUGGCAAGUGUGGCUACGUUUGGGGUUCCACUGCCGUCAUCUGCUGGCUGUCGGCCUACUUCUUCCUUCCCGAGCUCAAGGGUCGCUCGUACCGUGAGCUUGAUAUCUUGUUCAACCGCAAGACUCCUGCCAGACAAUUCAAGAAGACCAUCAUCGAUGUCAAGGAUAACGAUUAG
Molecule: messenger RNA, 1647 nt
Organism: Aureobasidium pullulans EXF-150
Lineage: Eukaryota; Fungi; Ascomycota; Dothideomycetes; Dothideales; Saccotheciaceae
Product: general substrate transporter
Exons: 4
Coding region: 160-1647 (495 amino acids)
Biological process (GO): transmembrane transport; carbohydrate transport
Cellular component (GO): membrane
Molecular function (GO): carbohydrate:proton symporter activity
Source: RefSeq, a predicted model, not a curated record